Messenger RNA from Endocarpon pusillum Z07020, 723 nucleotides. RefSeq lists its product as uncharacterized. The record is from RefSeq and is a predicted model, not a curated record. Gene Ontology annotation, cellular component: extracellular region. The transcript has 3 exons. NCBI's taxonomy places the organism in Eukaryota, Fungi, Ascomycota, Eurotiomycetes, Verrucariales, Verrucariaceae. The coding region runs from base 1 to 723 and encodes 240 amino acids. Gene Ontology annotation, biological process: (1->6)-beta-D-glucan biosynthetic process; cell wall biogenesis; fungal-type cell wall organization.
AUGCCAGAAGCAGGCGGCACGAUGAAAGGAGGAGGCUCUUUAACAAUUGAAUGGGAAGAUUCUGGCGAGACUCCAGCACUUGACACCCUUCUCUCGUAUCAGCUUUUCUUAUGUGCAGGCGGCAACGAGGCCGGUACCUAUAUCCCAGUCAAAACCUUGGUGCCAACAGGCCAAUUCUCCACCGGCAACACAGCCUCGUCAACGGUAGAGGUUGGCCUGGGCGAGAGUGUCGAGAAUGCGUAUUUCAUCAAGAUGAUAUCCACCGCUCCAGGUGGCUCUGUGGUCAACUAUUCUCCCCGAUUUUCCAUCUCCGGCAUGACCGGUACAUUCCCUGAGACGGUGACCGCCGGCCUCGCGACCGUGGACGGCACGGACGGUCCUCCAACAGAAAACAACAUCCAAUCGAAUCAGCAAGGUGGUGGAAAUGCCCCGGGAGUUGAUGGCGACUAUGGGAUUACAUACACCAUGCAGACUGGCGCGAUGAGGUUUGCGCCGAUGCCGAAGAAUCCCCCAACCAAGAUCACAGCUGGCAAGAAUCCAAAGCCAAUAUAUCCAACCAGUGCUGUUCAGUUUGCGGCUACGAAGAUGGCGAUCCCUACUCAGAAAACCACGGUCACCCAAAGCCUUACAUUCAGCGUGGAGAGUGCCGAAAAUACUGUAGCUGCAGCGGCACAACCAACGGAUGGUGCUAUGCAAAAAUUCCUAAACAGAUGGAAGGAUUGA